Molecule: messenger RNA, 1991 nt
Organism: Brachypodium distachyon (stiff brome)
Lineage: Eukaryota; Viridiplantae; Streptophyta; Magnoliopsida; Poales; Poaceae
Product: thaumatin-like protein 1
Exons: 3
Coding region: 606-1400 (264 amino acids)
Biological process (GO): defense response
Cellular component (GO): extracellular region
Source: RefSeq, a predicted model, not a curated record
UACAAAACCUCCCUCCACUUGAUUAUCUUAUCCUAUAAUCCCCACAAUUGUUGGUUAAGCUAUACCUAUCAUUCUUCCACUAAAAUCUCAUGGCAAAUCCACACCUUUCUGCCAGAAGAUACGGGCAUCACCAAGCACCAAACCUCCAUGCAUUCAUGAUCCAUCGUGGAAGUUGCAGAUAAUUAGCCCUAGCCCAAUGCAAAUUGCACAUGAAAAGAGCAUCCGAAUCCAAUUAGGCAAUUAAGGUAGUCCCAUUCCAUGCUUUCACUUUACUGAAGAAAACAUGACUAAACAGAGCCAAAAGCAAGCCAGUAAACACCCCCUCUUGGGUAUAAGUACGACCUUGGAGGGAGAGCUCAGAUUCCCCUUCUUCCACCUCCACUCUCCAGUCUCUGUCUCUCAUCCUAAUCUUGAUAGUUUAUGGGUGGUUGCUCACUUGCUCCAAGCCCCAAGACUUCUCUACCGUUCAGGCAUUCAGCUCAUCUCUCGCCACUGUGCUGUACCACAGUACUAAACUAGUAGUCCUAGAGCUGGACUGCCGGCACUAUAACACUGCCCUCGCCGUUGCCGAGUAGCACCAAUCAGAGCUACAUUGCUUCAAGAACAUGGCAAUUCAGAGAGUCUGCGUCGUCGUUGCGCUGCUCUGCAUAUGCUUGAGAGAGGGUGGAGCCGUGACAUUCACAUUCGUGAACCGGUGCACGGGGACGGUGUGGCCGGGCAUCCUGUCCAACGCCGGGACGGCCCGGAUCGAGCCCACGGGCUUCACGCUCCCGCCCGGCGCGGCCCGCGCGGUGCCGUUCCCAUCGGGCUGGUCGGGCCGGCUGUGGGCGCGCACGGGCUGCGCGCAGGACGCCGCGGGGCGGUUCGCGUGCGCCACGGGCGACUGCGGCACGGGCUCGCUCGAGUGCGCCGGCCGCGACGGCGCGACGCCCGCCACGCUGGCCGAGUUCACGCUGGACGGCGGCGGCCACAACGACUUCUAUGACGUGAGCCUUGUGGACGGCUACAACCUGCCCAUCCUCGUUGAGCCCGCGGGCAGCAGCAGCAGCGGGACGACGUGCGCGGCGGCGGGUUGCGCGGCCGAUUUGAACAUGCGGUGCCCCGCGGAGCUCAGGGCCGUGGGCGGCGCGGCGUGCCGGAGCGCGUGCGACGCGUUCGGAAAGCCCGAGUACUGCUGCAGCGGCGCGUUCGCGAACCCCAACACGUGCCGCCCCACGGCGUACUCGCAGGCGUUCAAGUCGGCCUGCCCGCGCUCCUACAGCUACGCCUUCGACGAUCCCACAAGCACCUUCACGUGCGCCGGCGGUCGCGACUACACCAUCACCUUCUGCCCCGUCGCCACCCCAAGCCAGCGCGUGCAGUGGUUGAUUACUCGUGAACUUAGUCAUGACAGCGUCUGAGAUUUGCACGCGCGGUUUGGUAAGCAUGGGUCAGCUGCUUGGGGACGCGAGGACGAAUUGGCACGGUUGGUGCCUCAACAGUGAGCACUCCAUGUCACCUUAUCUCGCAUUUAACCACAGAUAAACAUAAGUAAUGGGUGCAAGUGCGAUAUUUUUCCAAUAGGCCAUGCUUCGCUUUCUAAAGAAUACGCCAUGCUGCUGAAAAUGGUAGAAGGCGACAGUGAAAGUGAGGGGUUUGGAAAUUGCAAGAUAAUAUGAUGUAAUGAUUAGGCUGAGUUAGUAGUAUAUAGAGAGUUGGUAGAUGUCUUAUUCAUCUUGCACUUAUAGUGGGUGCUUAACCUGUCGAGGGAGGUUUGACCCUCUGUGGCUUCUCUCUUACUGGCGUCGGUUUGCAUGUCAACGUUGUGUCAGGGGCCCAGAGCAGGCCAGUCAUUUUCUUAUCUUGUGAUGUCAGAAGAUACUAGCCCACGGGGGGUAAGGGCGUCAUAUCUGAUACCUGAUGUCACCAUGACAGUAAUUUUAUUCGACGGAAAGGAUGCAAAGAAAAAGUUCAAAGACAGCCGCUUUCAGUAACACGAAGGCGCUGGAUAA